Molecule: messenger RNA, 667 nt
Organism: Durio zibethinus
Lineage: Eukaryota; Viridiplantae; Streptophyta; Magnoliopsida; Malvales; Malvaceae
Source: RefSeq, a predicted model, not a curated record
UGAAUACAAGUGGUGAAAGUUACAUACCCUUUGCCCACCAGCGUCCUUUUCCACACUAUUCAUGAAGAAAUCUCGUCUUUUUCAUUAUUCACGCCAUAUAUAAACACCCCAGGAAGCCUCCAAAAAAAAGUAUACAAGGCCUUAGGCUUGAGGAAAUUGCAAUUUGCAAUCUGAAAAAGAGGGUGUGAGUUUAGCUUUAGAACUGUAGAAUAUGGAGCAAAAGAAGAUCAGCAGCUGCUACGAAAACAACAACAACAACGCAGAUAUAAGAGAUGAGGAUGGAUAUAAAGGUGUUCCAAUUCAUAGCCAAGUUAUAAAGAUAAAGCAAGAGUUUGAGAAGAUCAAGCAACCAUCACUGCAGCAGCCAGAUAUGAGAAGGGUGCUCCGGGAGAUCACCAGGCAACGGUCCCGGUCCCCUCUGGGAUUAGCUGAAAGACCCAUAUCAGUUGGGAAUUCAUAGAAACUCGUGGCAGUAUGGCACAUGAUAUGUAAAAGAGAAGAAAGAGAAAAGAUAUCCUUCUAUGGAGAAAAUCUUUCUCUUUCUUUGCUUUUUCUUCCCUAUUCAUAAUAAAUUUUCUCCUGUUAAUAACUAAUAGAACACCUUGUAUGGAUUAAACCUCCCUCUGUUUCCUUCCCCAGUUUCUCAGAAAAUUAAAUUCUCCGACCA